Monopterus albus (swamp eel) is the source of this 2710-nucleotide messenger RNA. Its product is annotated as tetratricopeptide repeat protein 39C-like. Gene Ontology annotation, biological process: otolith morphogenesis; cilium assembly. The record is from RefSeq and is a predicted model, not a curated record. Lineage: Eukaryota; Metazoa; Chordata; Actinopteri; Synbranchiformes; Synbranchidae. The transcript has 14 exons. Gene Ontology annotation, molecular function: protein binding. The coding region runs from base 334 to 2103 and encodes 589 amino acids.
GGAGUCCGAUGCUUCCGAUAGCACUUGAAAGCAGCACAUUUCCUGUCUGCACAGGAACAUGCGAACCACCGGUCAGGCGGCAGAAUACGGAAUAGCAACACAACCGCUGGUGGUGGCUAGUUUAGAAGACUAUGUUUUAGUGGUUAGUUAUCGGAACCUGGUCGCUUAUUAUUCUCCUAAUGGAAUAUGUGCUUAACUGCGUUUGUCCAAAACUGCGCCAUUGGCUGAGACUCUUCUGUCUAUAACUACGUUAAACUAUCCAGACACCGCACGUCGACUCCCUGCAUCUCGCCGGCUGUGUUCAGUUCCUCAUCUCCGGUAUCGGUUGUCUCAAUGGCGGACCCGGCGGAACCAGCACUGGGAAACGUGGGGGAGGAAAAUACGGAGCGUAUCAACGACGCAGAGCUGGCGCUGAAAGGAAUCAAUAUGCUUCUCAACAAUGGAUUCAAGGAAAGCGACGAGCUCUUCAAGACGUACAGGAAUUACAGUCCUUUGAUGAGUUUUGGGACCAGUUUUGUGAGUUUUCUGAAUGCCAUGAUGACGUUUGAAGAGGAGAAAAUGCAGAUGGCCUUCGAGGACCUGAAAGCUACAGAGAGGCUGUGCGAGAGUGAAAACACUGGAGUCAUUGAAACCAUUAAAAACAAGAUUAAGAGGAGUGUGGACUCUCAGAGGUCGGGGGUGGCAGCAGUGGACCGACUCCAGAGGCAGAUCAUUAUUGCAGACUGCCAGGUUUACCUUGCAGUGCUGUCUUUCAUCAAACAAGAACUGUCAGGAUACAUCAAAGGAGGCUGGAUCCUCCGUAAAGCCUGGAAGAUGUACAAUAAGUGCUACAGCGACAUCACACAUUUACAGGAGGGAAGCAGAAGAAGGGUCUCAGAACAACAAGCGAUGCCGCCUCCAUCUCUGUCGUCCUCCUCUGACCCGUCCAAGUGCAGCCGCUCAUCGAGUCCCCCCCAGAGACCUGACGGCAUCAGCCCAGAGGCUCUGGAUCGUCUAAAGGGUUCAGUCAGCUUUGGUUACGGCCUCUUCCACCUCUGUAUCUCUAUGGUGCCACCGCACCUGCUGAAGAUUGUCAACCUGCUGGGCUUCCCCGGUGACCGUCUUCAAGGACUGUCAGCGCUCACGUACGCCAGUGAAAGUAAGGACAUGAAGGCCCCCUUAGCUACCUUGGCCCUCCUGUGGUACCACACAGUAGCACAGCCCUUCUUUGCUCUGGAUUGCUCAGACACACAGUCAGGCCUCAUGGAAGCCAAAUCCAUCCUUAAGCAAAGGGAGGCUGUCUACCCAAACUCCUCCCUCUUCAUGUUUUUCAAGGGCAGAGUCCAACGCCUUGAGUGCCAGAUCACUAGUGCCUUGACAUCCUUCAGUGAUGCCUUAGAGCUGGCCUCUGACCAGAGGGAGAUUCAGCACGUGUGCUUAUAUGAAAUAGGUUGGUGCAGCAUGAUCGAACUGAACUACAGAGAAGCCUACAGAGCCUUUGAGCGACUCAAGUCAGAGUCUCGUUGGUCCCAGUGCUACUACGCCUAUUUAACUGCAGUUUGCCAAGGAGCCACAGGUGAGCUGGAGAGAGCUAUCACUGUCUUCACGGAUGUUAAAAAACUAUUGAAACGCAAGAAUAAUCAGAUAGAGAUGUUCUCCUUGAAGAGGUCUGAGAAGCUCAAGAGCCCCAGUCUGUCCAAAGAACUCUGCAUUCUGUCUGUGAUUGAGAUACUUUAUCUGUGGAAAGCUCUGCCAAACUGCUCCAUCGCCAAGCUCCAGGCAAUGACACAAGUCCUGCAGGGGAUUGAUGAUGCCUCCUGUGCAGGCCUGAAAAACCUGCUUCUUGGUGCCAUAAAUAAAUGUCUUCAUAAUACCAAAGAUGCCAUUGAGUUUUUCCAUCUGGCUAUGAGGGACGAGGUCGGUCAUGUGACCAACUCUUAUGUGCAGCCCUACUCCUGCUAUGAACUGGGCUGUGUGCUGCUGAGCGCCCCAGAGUCUGCAGGGAAGGGCCAAAUGCUAAUGCUUCAGGCCAAGGAGGACUACGCUGGGUAUGACUUUGAGAACAGGCUCCAUGUUCGUAUUCAUUCAGCUCUUGCUACUAGCAGAGCUGCAGCACAGCCUUGACAAGUGUCACCUGCACCUCAGAAAGAACUGGAAGAAAGUCUUUCACAAAUCCACAGCAUAACUUUGGGCACUUAGGUUUCACUGUUAAUUUAUUUUCAUGUUCUGAGCCAGUGUAUCAUUUUAAAAUGUGUGCAAUAAAUGCACUAAAUAUUUUAUGGAGGAACAGUUACGUUUUACUGAACUAUGUACUGCACAAAUGGGGAUUUAUAGUUUACAUUUCAAUUUUCAAACUGUGCCAGUUAAAUUGGCCUAGAAUCUACAAAUUAAUUUUAAAAGUAGUUUUACUGCUUACACAGAGGGUAAUCUUUUCCUCUGGUUCUCAGAAAAAGUAAUGUUAAAGUAUUAAUAACAAAGCAAUUGGAAGCCUAUGACUUGAAGAAGUUGAUAAUUAUGUGGUGGUUGUUGGCAGUGACAUUUGGGCUAUAAAGGCAUUGCUAACCCAUAGGCAUGAGCAGUAAACAGUUUUUAGUGUAGCCCCCUUUUUUAAGUAGAUUUGCUCAUGUAAAUGUUUUGCACACAAGUUUUAAUACUGUGCCAACAUGUUGUGCCACUUUUAAGUGACCUAGAUGCACAGUGCUAUUUGAUGUAAACUGAUUCUACUUUAUAU